Molecule: messenger RNA, 318 nt
Organism: Eremothecium sinecaudum
Lineage: Eukaryota; Fungi; Ascomycota; Saccharomycetes; Saccharomycetales; Saccharomycetaceae
Gene: CMI8
Product: Cmi8p
Exons: 1
Coding region: 1-318 (105 amino acids)
Source: RefSeq, a predicted model, not a curated record
AUGAGCGAAAAAGAGCAGCAGCAGCAGCAGCAGCAUCAUCAUCAUCAUCAUCAUCAAGAAUACCAGGGGCAACCCCAAAGCGCUAUACCCGAGAAGGAGAAACCUCCUUCCUACGAAGAAGCAACCAAGGAUCAUAAGGGUGAUGAUACUUGGGAUGAUGAAGAUUAUGUAGUUCCUCAACCUUACAACCAACGUUAUCCUAACCCGCUGGGCGGUUUACAGAAUCAUGUCCACACUCCCCACCCUAGAGGCUCUCCAAACUAUCCCGGACAACAUGUCCUUACAUACAAUAAUGCACGGAACAAGCCUGGAAUUUAA